CUUUCAAAGGCCCCUUCCCAUUCGCAUUCUGUCUGUAGUCUUUCUUUUGCUUCACUUCUGCAGAUAUUUUGGCAUCUACGACUAUGCCAGACUGAAGAAGCCCUGGCUUUGAUCUGAAGUUCAUUAGGGUUCUUGUUUUCUGAGUCCAAAGUCGUUUUUUUUAUUUUGAAAUCUACAACCCAUCUUGAAAGCCUGUUGAUUUAUUUUAUUUUCCUUCGGAGAUCCUUGUUUCUCGAGUCUCGGAAAGAUUACUACUUUCGAAUUUCGCAUGCUGGGCUGGAGUUUCCGAGGCUUUUGCAAACUCUAAUCUCGAAUUUUAUCACAGAGUACCGUUGGUUCUUACAACGAUAAUCUUAAUGGUCAAUAUCUUGUUCUUGAUGUUUGAGAUUCAUGUCUCAAAUUCUGUGUGAAAUCCUCCUCUCUGGGUGUAUGAUAAAUUCCACAUUCUGGCGUAGGACCCACUUAGUUCAAUCCUUCUCUGUCGUGUUCUUGUACUGGUUGUACUACGUUUCAUGAUAUAUCCCCUCUCAAACUCUGAUCAUUAGGCUCUAACAGUAUAAUUAUAUUGCUCUAUAAUCUAAUAUAUUUCUGGUUUUUAGUAUCUGGGUCUUGCCUGUCUUUUCUGAAUUCACCAUUAACUGUUAUUACAAAAGUCUGUAUAAUUUUCUGUGUUUCAUGCAUGGCAUCCUCGAGUGGGACAUGUUCAGGGUCAACUUUGAUGCAUAACUCUGGCUCUGAGGAGGAUUUGAAAGCUAUGCUGGAACUGAAGAAGAGGAAGAGAAUGAUAUCCAAUCGGGAAUCAGCAAGAAGGUCUCGGAUGAAGAAACAGAAGCAUUUGGACAAUCUGAUUUCGCAGGUGACUCACCUCAGGAAGGAGAACAAGCACAUCAUCACCAGCGUGAACAUCACCACCCAGCAUUACUUGAAUAUCGAGGCUGAAAAUUCAGUACUCAAAGCUCAAGUGGGUGAGCUUAGCCACAGAUUGCAGUCCCUGGAUGAGAUUCUCACUUUCUCGAAUGCCAGCAAUGGCGUUUUUGGAGCUGGGGACUCGAGUUCCUUCACUGAGCCAUAUGAUAGCCUUUUGAACCCGUUGAAUUUGCAGUAUUUGAACCAGCCUAUUAUGGCUGCUGCUGCAGACAUGUUUCAGCGCUAGUACUGAUCUUGCCGUGCUUCUUGAUGUUUAUUUAUUUAUUUUUUUUUUGGCUUUUUUUUCGUGUCUUUUGUUGUCUAGACUAUGGUUAGAAACAUCACUGCGUGGAGGUGGUAAGGAAUAGACGACAUAUUAUUUGUAUCAGUCCAGGUGGGUGUUUUUACUGUUAUUAAUGUUGUGGGACGUUGCACUACCUAUUUUUUAAUAAUAUAAUCAGCCAAGUUUGCG
Molecule: messenger RNA, 1378 nt
Organism: Juglans regia (Persian walnut)
Lineage: Eukaryota; Viridiplantae; Streptophyta; Magnoliopsida; Fagales; Juglandaceae
Product: bZIP transcription factor 44-like
Exons: 1
Coding region: 680-1153 (157 amino acids)
Biological process (GO): positive regulation of DNA-templated transcription
Cellular component (GO): nucleus
Molecular function (GO): DNA-binding transcription factor activity; transcription cis-regulatory region binding
Source: RefSeq, a predicted model, not a curated record